CUUAUCUUUAAUGUGUCAGUUUAUCUCACUAAUUAGACUCUCACGCUGCAGCGUUGAUGCGGGCGUCUCCUUUCAUCUGUAGUUCACCGUUUUCUUUCCUUUUCGACAGUUCUGUUGGCCUCCUGACUCAACCGUUUCCCCACACACGGCGCUCAGAAAGAGGCGUAACUAUCGGUCCGAGUUCUUGAUGUGCGGAUUUCCAUUGUCCACUUGCUUUUAUCCCAGGAAUUGAGUCUAUGCGCAGCACAGAAAGUAUCUCAAGGCUAGUCGAAAGUACUGAGCUAUGGAAAAGGGAGACACGCCUGCGGUUUUACCGCUAAACCAUACCUCUAUAGACAUUGAGGACCAUGCAAUCAAUUCACCUCGCGGGAACACCGCAGGCACGGCUAGUGAUCUCCAAUCCAUAUCGCCAGAGGAUCGCCCACCCCAGGCAUUUGAAGGAAAGGAUGAGGAAGACAGUGCUCCUUCCUACUCCUCAAACGCAGACCGCGAUACUGCGGUUGUGGUACCAAGACUAAGUCGCAGAGGACUUUUUGGUCAAUUCACGCUGCUGGCGGAAAUUGAAAAUCCAAAAACGUACUCCCGGAGGAAAAAGUGGUUCAUCACCUUCAUUGUUGCAUGGGCAGGAGCAACAGCCCCGAUGGGAAGCGCCAUACUCUUCCCUGCUCUCUCUCAGGUCACCAAAGAGUUGAAUUCCACAACCACCGUAGCGAAUCUCAAUAUAUCGCUGUACAUGCUUAGUAUGUCAAUUUUCCCCUUGUGGUGGUCGUCUUUCAGUGAGAAACUGGGGCGACGGACUAUAUACCUUGUGUCUUUUUGCCUGUUUGUCAUAUUCAAUGUACUCUGUGCCGUUUCCAAGUCGAUGGCCAUGCUCAUCGUCAUGCGGUUACUCAGCGGUGGCGCAUCGGCUUCGGUCCAGGCAGUCGGCGCAGGAACGAUUGCGGACCUAUGGGAAUCGCAAGAAAGAGGCCGUGCUAUGAGUAUUUUCUACCUGGGGCCAUUAUGCGGUCCGUUGUUGGCCCCUAUUGUUGGAGGUGCUCUGGCUCAACGGUGGAGGUGGAGGAGUACGGCAUGGUUUCUAGCAGCUUAUGGAGGAUUAACUGUAGCAUUCAUAUUCUUCGCUCUUCCGGAGACAUUGGUAUCGCCAAAAUCUUCUGCCUCUAUUACGAUGAGUGAGCAGCAGCAUCCGAUUGGGCGCCGGCUGAGUCGAGUUUCUUCUCGUCAGGUCGUCCGGUUUACGACAAAGUGGCUGAAGAUCCUCAAGAUGGUUUUCCUUGACCCAUUGAAGAUCGUGCUUUAUCUGCGGUAUCCACCAGUCUUACUAACGGUUUACUAUGCAAGUAUCACCUUUGGCUCCCUCUAUGUGUUAAAUGUUAGUAUCGAACACACGUUUGGAAGUAGUCCAUAUGGAUUUACUACGAUCAUUGUUGGACUACUUUACAUCCCAAAUUCUAUAGGAUAUGUCGUCGCUAGUAUGUUCGGGGGGCGAUGGAUGGACAACAUCAUGCAGCGGGAAGCCAGGAAGGCGCAAAGAUAUGAUGAGAAUGGCAAUCUAAUCUAUCACCCCGAAGACCGUAUGCGCGAGAAUGCUUGGCUUGGUGCUUUUCUCUACCCCGCUGCGUUGAUUUGGUAUGGAUGGACCGCCGAUCGGGGUGUUUUCUGGCUUGUGCCGAUGAUCGCAAACUUCUUUUUUGGCAUCGGAUCUAUGCUUAUUUUUAGCAUGGCAACGACGAUGUUGACGGAAUUCAUGCCCAAGAAGUCAUCCUCAGGAGUCGCACUAAAUAACUUCAUGCGGAACAUCUUCUCCUGUGUUGGAUCUCUGGUAACCGCUCCUAUCAUCGACGCUAUUGGUAAUGGCUGGCUGUUUACGAUUCUCGGAAUUGUUGCCUUUCUCAGCAGCUCCGUCCUAUUCGCAAUGAAAAUCUUCGGCCCUCGUUGGAGAAAAUCAAUGGAUGCACUCAAGCAUUGACAGCAUUUGUUAACAUUCCUAUGUGGAGGCCCUAGGGGACAUGGGGUUCUGGAACG
This is a messenger RNA of Aspergillus alliaceus, 2025 nucleotides long. Its product is annotated as MFS transporter. Gene Ontology annotation, biological process: transmembrane transport; intracellular polyamine homeostasis. Bases 284 to 1969 code for a protein of 561 amino acids. Lineage: Eukaryota; Fungi; Ascomycota; Eurotiomycetes; Eurotiales; Aspergillaceae. Gene Ontology annotation, molecular function: polyamine transmembrane transporter activity. The record is from RefSeq and is a predicted model, not a curated record. The transcript is spliced from 3 exons.